Molecule: messenger RNA, 1623 nt
Organism: Thalassophryne amazonica
Lineage: Eukaryota; Metazoa; Chordata; Actinopteri; Batrachoidiformes; Batrachoididae
Product: adenylosuccinate synthetase isozyme 2-like
Biological process (GO): IMP metabolic process; 'de novo' AMP biosynthetic process
Cellular component (GO): cytoplasm
Molecular function (GO): adenylosuccinate synthase activity; GTP binding
Source: RefSeq, a predicted model, not a curated record
UCCUGCUGUUGAGUGAAACGCGGUAAAACGCGAUUCCGGGUCCGUCUGAUCAGCAUGGCUACGGACAGCAGCCUGAACGGACGGGAGUCCGCGUCUCUGAACGGGGAGCCGGUGAUGAAGCGUGCCCGGGACAGCGGCUCGUCCUCGGCGCUCAGCGUCCCGAAGGAACCUCAGAACAAAGUGACGGUGGUUCUCGGAGCUCAGUGGGGCGACGAGGGCAAAGGGAAGGUGGUCGACCUGUUGGCUAUGGACGCCGACAUCGUCUGCAGGUGUCAGGGAGGAAACAACGCGGGUCAUACGGUGGUUGUGGACUCGGUGGAGUACGACUUUCACCUGCUGCCCAGCGGAGUGCUCAACAAGAAGGCCGUUUCCUUCAUUGGUAACGGGGUGGUGAUACACUUACCGGGUCUGUUUGAGGAGGCUGAAAAGAACCUGCAGAAAGGAAAAGGACUACAGGGGUGGGAGGAGCGAUUAAAGAUUUCUGAUCGCGCUCAUAUUGUUUUUAAUUUCCAUCAGGCUGUCGAUGGGAUUCAGGAGCAGCAGCGGCAGCAACAGGAAGGCAAAAAUUUGGGGACAACUAAAAAGGGUAUCGGGCCUGCGUACUCCUCCAAAGCCGCUCGGAAUGGACUGAGAGUCUGUGAUCUUGUCUCAGAUUUCAAGGUUUUUGAAGAAAAGUUUCGUAUGUUGGCGGAACAUUUCCUGACGAUGUACCCAAACCUCAAUGUCGACAUCGAUGCUGAACUGCAGCAGCUCAAGGGAUAUGCAGAAAUGCUGCGCCCCCUGGUGACUGACGGUGUGUACUUCAUGCACAAAGCCCUUACUGGACCCAGUAAGAAAAUUCUGGUUGAAGGAGCGAAUGCUGCACUCUUGGAUAUAGACUUUGGCACAUAUCCAUUUGUGACAUCUUCAAACUGCACAGUUGGAGGAGUGUGCACUGGUCUCGGAGUGCCACCAUCGUAUGUCGGCAGAGUGUAUGGUGUCGUCAAAGCAUACACGACCCGGGUGGGAGUCGGCGCUUUCCCAACAGAGCAGGAUAACGAGACCGGAUCACUUUUGCAAUCCAGGGGGCGGGAAUUUGGUGUGACAACGGGUCGAAAGAGGCGCUGUGGUUGGCUGGACCUGAUUCUGGUCCGAUAUGCCCACAUGGUCAACGGUUUCUCUGCAAUUGCUCUGACGAAGCUCGACAUUUUGGACACACUGCCUGAGAUCAAAGUGGGUGUGGCCUAUAAGGUUGAUGGACAACCUCUGCCAAGUUUUCCUGCGAAUAUGGACGUUCUGACGCGGGUGUCAGUGGAGUACGAGACGUUGCCCGGCUGGUGCUGCAGCACCGAAACCGUUCGGAUUGAGGAUCUCCGAAGGCAGGCGCAAAAUUAUAUUUGCUUCAUUGAGAACUUUCUGCAAGUACCCGGGUUAGUGAAGGCCCUGAAUGUAAGCCUGGUGUCUUUAAAUACUAAACCUGUCCUCUCUGUGAUUUCAGUGAAGUGGGUCGGAGUCGGCAAGUCCAGAGAGAAGCAUCAUCAAACUGUUUUGAUCCAGCUUCAGCUUCCAUUCGUCACGGUUCGAGUGCUGCUGACGCCUUUAACCGGAGCAUUUGAAAAUGCAAACUGUCCCUCACGGAAGUAG